CGACAUGCACGCAAAAAUUGACAGUUCACUUCAGCUGGUGUCAUGUCCCUUCACGCAAGACCCUGAAACGGCACCACAUGAGUUGCAGUUGGAACUGAUGGAUCUCCAAUGUGACACCGCCUUAAAGGAGAAGUUCAACUCUCUUAAGCUGGAUGACUUUUAUGCUUCAUUAAAUGCAACCAGAUUUCCAAACAUCCAGAAGAUGGCACAGAGGAUGCUGGUGUUGUUUGGCUCUGCCUAUGUGUAUGAACAGACUUGCACCACCCCACAGAUCCCGGACUGUUUUGGAGUGACUGCUAGUCAAUCACUUUAUGCUGCUGCUGCUGGGUCAGGAGGCUGUCAGGGCAGGUGAUCUGCAUUAAGACACUCAUAUGGUCCUCAGAGCUGAAACAUGAGUGCCUUUGUGACUCUCUCAACAGGGCAAAGGAUGCCCAUGGUCGGACUCGGCACCUGGAAGAGCGCUCCAGGGCAGGUGAAGCAGGCAGUGCUGGCAGCUUUAGACUGUGGAUACAGACACAUUGACUGUGCUGCUGCAUACAACAAUGAGCAGGAGGUGGGAGAGGCUCUGGCCAUCAGGGUCGGCACUGGGAAGGCUUUGUGUCGUGAGGAGGUGUUUGUAACAUCCAAACUGUGGAACACCAAACAUCACCCAGAGGAUGUUGAGGAAGCGUGCAGGACCAGUCUGGUCCACUUGGGCCUCUCCUAUCUGGACUUGUACCUUAUGCACUGGCCUAUGGCAUUUCAGCGGGGGAAGGAGCUGAUGCCUCGAAGAGAAGAUGGAAGUAUUUGUUACUCUGACAUACACUACAGAGAUACUUGGGCAGCCAUGGAGAGCCUUGUGGACAAAGGUUUAGUCAAAGCUAUAGGGCUGUCCAACUUCAACGCCGGACAGAUUGAUGAUAUCAUCAGCAUGGCCAGACACACACCUGUGGUGAACCAGGUGGAAUGCCAUCCUUACUUUUCUCAAGCGGAUCUUCUGUCUCACUGUCGCUCAGUGGCUGUUUGUGUGACAGCCUACAGUCCUCUGGGCAGCGGGGACAGACCCUGGGCCUCUCCGGAUGAACCAAGUCUGCUACAGGAUCCUAGACUGGGAGCAAUUGCCCAGAGAUAUCAGAAAACACCUGCCCAGGUCAUACUCAGGUGGCACAUCCAGAGAGGUGUCGUGUGCAUCCCUAAAAGUGUGACGCCCACCAGGAUCCAGCAGAACUUGCAGGUGUUUGACUUUUGCCUGUCAGAAGACGACAUGAAGCUGAUAGGAUCCUUAAACUGCAACAAGCGCUUCAUCGUUCCAACAGUCGAGGUGAGUCUCUGAUUUUAUGAUACCUCACAAGAAUCCAUCUGAUAUGGGGGGCGUCCUAGACUGAACUUUGGGUCCAACAUCCUGACUUGUGUGGUUUUCUAUAUUUAAAAAAAAAAAUCGUGUAAUUAUGUGAGCAUAGCUAAUUGUUGUUUUUCCCCCCCAAACAGAGGGAUGGCAAGAGAGUGUGGAGAGAUGCAGAACAUCCUCAUUUCCCCUUCUGUGAUCCUUACUGAGUCUACGCACAAAGAAUGAAAUAUUGUAUUGUGAAAGAUGAGCGUUACAUAUGCUGAAGAAACCAAAUUUCUAAAAUCGAA
Messenger RNA from Scatophagus argus, 1614 nucleotides. RefSeq names its product aldo-keto reductase family 1, member A1a (aldehyde reductase) (gene akr1a1a). NCBI's taxonomy places the organism in Eukaryota, Metazoa, Chordata, Actinopteri, Scatophagidae. The record is from RefSeq and is a predicted model, not a curated record. Bases 392 to 1312 code for a protein of 306 amino acids. The transcript has 9 exons. Gene Ontology annotation, molecular function: aldose reductase (NADPH) activity. Gene Ontology annotation, cellular component: cytosol. Gene Ontology annotation, biological process: aldehyde catabolic process.